Pediculus humanus corporis (human body louse) is the source of this 900-nucleotide messenger RNA. Its product is annotated as elongation factor Ts, putative. The coding region runs from base 1 to 900 and encodes 299 amino acids. Gene Ontology annotation, molecular function: protein binding; translation elongation factor activity. The transcript has 4 exons. Gene Ontology annotation, cellular component: mitochondrial matrix. Gene Ontology annotation, biological process: mitochondrial translational elongation. NCBI's taxonomy places the organism in Eukaryota, Metazoa, Arthropoda, Insecta, Psocodea, Pediculidae. The record is from RefSeq and is a predicted model, not a curated record.
AUGGGAGUAUUUCGAUUUUUCUAUUCAAGUGCAUGUCAUCAUGGAGUGACAAAAAAUGCUCUUGCAGCUCUCCGUAAAAAAACAGGAUGUACUUUUGCCAAUUGCCGAAAAGCUUUAGAGCUUCAUAAUAAUGAUGAAAUUAAGGCCGAAGAAUGGCUGAAAGAACAAAUUAAAAGUCUAGGAUGGAUCACAGCUGAAAAACUACAGAGUAGAGCUGCUAGUCAAGGUUUGAUUGGUAUAGCUAGUUCGAAAAAAAAAGUAGCCAUGGUGGAAAUCAAUUGCGAAACUGAUUUUGUAUCCAAAAAUGAAAAAUUUAAAAAUAUGGUCAAUAUAGCUGCAAAGGCUUGUUUAAAAUAUCCAUUAUUGUCAUCAGGAACUGAUACACAUACAAUACUACUAAAUUCAGAAACCAUGGGUAAAUUAAAAGUGGGAAAUGAAACUUUAAAAGACCAAUUAGCUGUAUUAGUAGGAACAAUCGGUGAAAAUUUAUUAUUGAAGCGAGCAUUUUGUUUCGAAACAACAAAUGAUGAUAUUGAAGUCGCAUAUUCCAUACAUCCACCUUGCCAAAACUCAGAUGUCCUCAUCGGAAAAUUUGGAUCAUUCAUCUCAUACAGAAGAUUAAAAGGAGAAAAUGUAAACGGGGAUGUGAAACCUACUGAUAAUGUAGGUUAUUCGUUAUGUCAACACAUAAUCGGUAUGAGCCCAUCUAAAAUAGGAGAAUAUAAUGUAGAUGAACCGAGUAAAAAUUCAAAUGAUGAAAAGAUUUUUAUAUACCAAGAUUUUUUAUUUGAUGAAACAAAAACUGUUGGAGAAAUUUUAAACGAGUCUCAAAUUGAAAUAUUAGAUUUCAAAAGAUUUGAAUGUGGGGAAGCAGAACCGGAAAAAACGACAGAACAAUAA